AUGUCUGGAUCCACUCUACCUUNNUUUUCUCCGGUGACGAGCACCGACCAUCGAGGCUGGCUCUGGAUUACGGUCAUCACCUGCACAAUCAUAUGUCCCCUACUAUUGCUUGGCCGAGGAAUAGUGAGGUAUAGAGAAUAUGGUCUCGAUGACCUUGCUGUCGUUCUUUCUUUUCUGGUCUUUGCAAGCCGAAUCCUUCUUUCUCUCAUCCUUGGAACUUCUAAGUUGUCUGCUUUGCUACUCAUACGUCGCCUCAUGCCAACAAAUUGCGUACGCGCCUAUAUCUGCAACACGGGGAUUGUGCUUGUGAUUGUUUGGGGUGUGAUGGCUAUACUCACCACAAACACAGACUGCUCGCCUAGUCAUACGUUACUAGAAAGUACAGAGAAUAGCUGUCAACACUUCGAUAUCCGAAUCAGCAUCACUAUGGGGUUGAGUUGUGCUACAGAGCUUGGUGUUCUUAGCCUUGCUUUUGCGUUUUUGAAGCACAUGCAAGUGGGAGCACCACNNCAGAGGAAAUGGGUGGUGGUGGCUUUUAUGUUGCGUAUGCCGAACAUCGCACUCAGCAUCGCUUAUCUCGUCAAUUACCUACGUUUCCUCUCCUCCGGCCACUCCAGCAUCUCCUUCAUCCCCGUCGCAAUCCUCCAACAAGUUCUUUGUUGCUACUCCUUUUCGCAUCCGUUUCCACCGCUUUUCUUGCCCUUUACCAUCCCCACUGCCAUCUCUUCAUCACCCUACUCCUCAAACAACUCUAUGAAAACGCUGAGUCGGAGACGCAUGUCUACACCCAUGUCCUUCUUCGGUGACAAGAUUAGGNGCGACAGGGAAGUGUUUUCUCAUCGCGCGAGGGUGUUUGCAGACGUCAAAGGCGUGCAAAGAAGAGAGAGUGAGAGGAAGGUCAGACAGCAGAGACAAAGGGAAAAGGGGCAUGUGAAGAGUGUGGCGAGUCAAGAGAGUUUGAAGGGGAUUGUUAGGGAGGAGACUUUUGAGGUGCAAGUUGUGUAG
Molecule: messenger RNA, 1005 nt
Organism: Aureobasidium vineae
Lineage: Eukaryota; Fungi; Ascomycota; Dothideomycetes; Dothideales; Saccotheciaceae
Source: the annotation of a GenBank genome assembly